Molecule: messenger RNA, 595 nt
Organism: Rubroshorea leprosula
Lineage: Eukaryota; Viridiplantae; Streptophyta; Magnoliopsida; Malvales; Dipterocarpaceae
Source: the annotation of a GenBank genome assembly
GGCGCCGUAUACGUUAGAUCGAAGAUAAUGAAUUCAUCUUCUUUGCUUUGUUCGCUGCCUCUUUCGCCUCGUCUGUCUUCAGGCAACUUGCAGCGGCGCCCCGGAAAUCGCUAUGGUGGUUACGGAGGCGGAGUAAGUAGGAUUUCGGUGUCGAAGAGAGAUGCGUACAAUCACAAUUAUGAUGGCAAGCUUGUUGAUGAGAAUAUGAUUGUGUUGAGGAAGCGGAUUCAGGAGAUGAAGGUGGCGGAGAGGAAUGAGGAGGCACCGUUGCAUUGGAUGGAGUGGGAGAAGCGGUAUUACGCCCAGUAUGAUUCGGAUAUCUGUGAAAUAGUUGGACUUCUGCAGUCUAAAUUAAUGGAAACUAGGCCCGCUUUGGCUUUGGCAAUGGCAGUUGUUAUCUUGUUGAGUGUUCCUACCUCAACGGUUGUGAUUUUGUCUCAUUUUAUCAGUUUCUUCCCGGGAUUAUAAAUAUACAGUAAUUAAUUACGUAGAUCUUCAUUUUUAUUAUUAUUUUCUAAUUUAGAGGUAGUUAUUUAAUAUUACAAUAGUUUCGCUGGAUAUUUAAGGAAUUCAGUAAUAAUUACCUUUCAUUUUG